GGGCACUAGUAUAUAUUGCGUUAACAUCGGCAUUCUCCCAUAUCGAGUAGAUCCGUACGAUAAAGAGUCUAUAUAAAGACGCAUUUUUUUCGCAGAAUAUUUUCAAAAUGUUAACGUCUAAUAUACAUCUUUAUCUUCUAUCAUUUCUCGUGACAAAGAUAAUGUACAGCGAAGGAAAUUCAUGUUCCUGUAGUCAGCCGGAUUCAAAUUUUGCGACUGGUGUCAAUCUCAUUUAUUAUAAAUGUAAUAAUGAGACCCCAGCAACGAUUGCUUACCCUAUCACAGCGCCACAAAAGUUGUUAAAAGUGUUAGAAAAUAAACGAACAAUCUUUUACGUCUUUGGAUAUCGAGAAACUCCGGAAGUUGCAAAUGUCCAAGUAAUGAUGGAAGCACUUUGUUAUGAAAGAACGGACAAUGUUGUGUUACUCGAUUGGAGUAAACAUUCGGACGGUUUUUAUACAAAAACCUUCCAAAAGGGCGAAAAAGUGGGCAGUUUAUUCGCUCGAAGUAUGCGAUUACUUGUAAAUAGCGGCCUCGAUAGUACGAAAAUAUAUAUUGUCGCACACUCUUUGGGUGUUCACAUAGCUGGUUUUGUUGGUAAAUGCAAUGACUUCAUAAUACCUCGCAUCACAGGAUUAGAUCCUGCAAAUCCUUUAUUUUAUCCUUUCGGAUGCUAUCUCACACCUAAAGAUGCGACAUGGAUCGAUAUCAUUCAUACAGAUAGCGGAGGAUAUGGCACUCUUAGACAUAUGGGAACAGCGGAGUAUUAUGUAAACGGUGGCACACGUUUUCAGCCUGGUUGCAAACUUGGUCUCCCAUUAAGCAAAACUGAUUUUUGCAGUCAUCAAAAAUCAGUUAAACUGUAUGCAGAAUCGAAACGUCAUCCUACAGAAUUUAUUGCGGUAAAUUGUUCUUCCUAUAUUAAUUAUAAAAAGAAUGACUGCAAAGACAACCUGCAGACUAACGUUGGAUAUGCUGCAUCGAAUGUACACGGAUCAUUUUAUUUCUCUACGGGAAUUAUAUAAUAAAAAUUAUUCAUGCAUUUUUUUAGUUCGACAUUAAAUGUGACAUAAUCUGUAAUAGUUCUAUGAGCUAAUCAUAGGCACCGAAACUACUUUCACGAAAUGCCCUCGUAUUUAUGUUAAUUUGUGUUGGAUCGUAAAAUAAAACAGCACGAUCUGAACAAUCACCUGCAUCAACGUAUCAGCCUUCUUUCGAGACAAUUAUUCAACAGCUUUGAUAUUCGAAUGUUUGUCUUAAUCUGUUUCUUUAAAUAAGAAAUAAGAAAGUAGCGCAAUAUA
Molecule: messenger RNA, 1301 nt
Organism: Camponotus floridanus (Florida carpenter ant)
Lineage: Eukaryota; Metazoa; Arthropoda; Insecta; Hymenoptera; Formicidae
Product: lipase member H
Exons: 7
Coding region: 108-1025 (305 amino acids)
Molecular function (GO): lipase activity
Source: RefSeq, a predicted model, not a curated record